AUGGCCAUGCUUUAUCAUUACGUACACAAGACGGAACUACAGGCUGCCCAGUGGGAUUUUGAAUUGGCACAUGCCAAGAAAAUGGUAGAACAGUCCUUACGGGCAGAUGGUACAACACCCAACAACCAGCAAGAGUUAUUGGACCAAAUUGACAGUUAUCAUGACAGCAGUCGACAACAUAGUAAUGCAUCCGUCGGGAGCUGGACCAGCUCUCGUUUUGUCAACAUUAUAUCGUCUUCCAAUCUAUCCGUCUCCAGUAUCAGCAGCAUCUGGAAACGUAGCCGGAAACAGCGAAAAAAGAAAAAGGAGUUUCGAAAGUCCAAGAUUGUGGCACGACAAGCCUAUCGAUACGUUGGUGUCUUUAUGUGA
This is a messenger RNA of Seminavis robusta, 369 nucleotides long. Lineage: Eukaryota; Bacillariophyta; Bacillariophyceae; Naviculales; Naviculaceae. The record is from the annotation of a GenBank genome assembly.